AUUUCCUCCGUCAUUUUAGUCUACAUACACUUCAUAUUCACUACGUUGCUUUUUCUAGUAAUUAUUAGUGACCGGUCUUUAAUUUAACAACUAAAAUCAUGAAUAUGUAUUUCAAUUCGAGUAAUCUAUUGCAUUCAGUCCUACUCAUUGUAAGUUCCUUUGUAGUAUACGUACAAUCCGACGUUCCAAGACCCCGUGGUGUGUCUUUAUCUAAAGCAUCGUUGUAUUCGCCGACUAAAGACUUUACGUGUUUCGAUGGGACUGUUACAAUACCCUUUAGUUAUGUGAAUGACGAUUACUGUGACUGUUUCGAUGGAAGUGAUGAGCCGGGUACAGCGGCAUGUUUGAAUGGAGUAUUUCAUUGUACAAAUGCAGGUCAUCGGGCCCAAAAUAUUCCAAGUUCACGGGUUAACGACGGAGUUUGUGAUUGCUGCGAUGGUACCGAUGAGUAUGCUGCACCAAACAUCUGUGUGAAUACAUGUGAAGAACUUGGAAAAGAGGCAAGAGCUGAAGCACAGAGAUUAACAGAAUUGCAUAAAGCUGGUAGUCAUUUAAGGCAAGAACUCAUAGAGAAAGGAAAUAAAAAGAGAAGUGAAAUGGCUGAACAAUUAACACAGUUAGAAAAAGAUAAGGCGGAUGCUGAGAAAAUUAAGGCAGAAAAAGAGUCACUUAAAAAUGAAAUUGAAAGUAAAGAGAAUGAUGCUCUUAAAGUAUAUAGAGAGGUAGAGGAAAUUGAGAGACAAAAGAAAGCUGAAGAAGAAAAGGAGAUAUCAAGAAAAGAGUCAUUAGAGCAAUUUGAAAGAUUUGAUUCUAAUAAUGAUGGGUUAUUAACUUCAGAUGAGAUUUCAACAGCAAAUGUUUUUGAUAAGAACAAAGAUGGGCAGGUUGAUGAGGAGGAAAUAAAAUAUUUCUUUGGAGACAGUGAAAGUGUUGAUAAGGAUUCAUUUGUUACUACAACUUGGCCGUUAUUGAAGCCAUUAUUAAUGAUGGAACAAGGUAUGUUUACUCCCAUGCAAGAUGAAGAAGAAUCUGAUCCUGAUCCCGAUGAGGAAACUAACCAAGAUGUGGAUAAUGAAGAUCCAGGAUCAGAAGAUGACACUGCAGAUUCAGACCUGCGGGUUGAUGAUACUGAAGAACAUGAAAUUGAGGCAGAUACACCCAAUAAAUAUGAUGAAGAAACUCAAAAAUUAAUUGAAGAAGCCACAGAAGCCCGAAGACAAUUCAGUGAUGCUGAAAGAACUGUUAGAGAAAUAGAUUCAAAUAUAAGAAACAUUCAACAGAAUUUAGAAAAGGAUUAUGGCUUGCAGCAAGAGUUUGCAACACUGGAUGGUCAGUGCUUUGAAUAUGAAGAUAAGGAGUAUGUUUAUAAACUAUGUAUGUUCCAAAAGGUAACACAAAAAUCAAAGAACAGUGGGUCUGAGAUUGGGCUUGGAAAUUGGGGUGAAUGGGCUGGUGACAAUAACAACAAAUAUUCUGUGAUGAAGUAUACCAAUGGAAUUGCCUGCUGGAAUGGACCCAACAGAUUGACUGUUGUUAAUGUGCAAUGUGGAUUAGACACUAAAUUGUUGUCAGUCACUGAACCAUACCGGUGUGAAUAUAAAAUAGAUCUUAGCACACCAGCUGCUUGUGAUGAGUCAAACACAGCACAACAGCAGUCUGCACAUGAUGAACUAUAAAGUGUUCACAUUUUCACAUCUCACUGUGAGGUAUUAAUAAUAAUAUUAAGUUAUUAAGAAUCAGUCAUUUAUUUAGGCAGUUUUUCACUACGGUAGUAAUUUCACAAUACAUGAAUGAAUUCUGAAAUUUUAUACCUAGUAUUUUUCUGAUGAUAAUGAUGUAGUAUAAGUAGGAAAUAACUUAUGUAUAAAAAUAGAGAAAUUAUUCAAAAAGAUUUGGCUGUUAUUUUCUUAUCACUUUAUUUCUGAUACUGUUUAAUAUCCAUCAAUGUUUUAAAGACUGAUAUCUAACACUAUAACUUUUUGUUGAAACAUUCCUGAACUGAAGGCUGUUUUAUUUCAAAUACGAGGUUAAAAAUUAUGUGAACAAAACAUUGCGUAAUUAAUAAAAUUGUUUUUUUUUAUUAAAUAAUAGUUUUAAUUUUGUACUCAUAUAUGUAUAGUAGUGACAUACUGUAACUGUUACAUGGAACAGUACUUAUUUAAUCGUAAAGUCGAUAACACAAAUACAUGUAAAAGCACC
Messenger RNA from Achroia grisella, 2199 nucleotides. It is a transcript of the gene GCS2beta, whose product is annotated as glucosidase 2 subunit beta. Gene Ontology annotation, biological process: N-glycan processing. Bases 99 to 1676 code for a protein of 525 amino acids. The record is from RefSeq and is a predicted model, not a curated record. The transcript has a single exon. Gene Ontology annotation, molecular function: protein binding; calcium ion binding. Lineage: Eukaryota; Metazoa; Arthropoda; Insecta; Lepidoptera; Pyralidae. Gene Ontology annotation, cellular component: glucosidase II complex.